Molecule: messenger RNA, 4176 nt
Organism: Neolamprologus brichardi
Lineage: Eukaryota; Metazoa; Chordata; Actinopteri; Cichliformes; Cichlidae
Gene: tjap1
Product: tight junction associated protein 1 (peripheral)
Biological process (GO): Golgi organization
Cellular component (GO): trans-Golgi network
Source: RefSeq, a predicted model, not a curated record
UGCCCCGCGGGUAAAGAUGGCGACAGCUGAGCAGGGCAGCGGAUCAACUUUCUUGGAGCGGCUCUGAGCGGAUUUCCUUCCGCGGACGGAGCGUCUUAGCCGGCCUCAACCCGACCCACUGCCCGGAGCUCCAGCGCGGACUUCGGCGCUGCUGUCCGGCCUCGGAUCGGUCCGGAGCCCCCUCCCUUGGCUCUCCUGCUCCUCCGGAGGAGCGGAGCGGAGCUCGGACAAAGUUUCCUCUCCUCCCCGGGACCGAGCGGCGCGGACGGGGCCUCAGGUACUUUCAGGCAGCGUGAGGGUUGCACGCCGGCAGGAGGAGGAUCUGUGUGUGCUGACAUACGAGGCUGGAUCGUCCUGUGGAUGACCUCCUCUCAGGACUCGCUCAUCCUUCAGGACUGACAGACCGACACGAAGUUACGCAGGAAGGAAGCACGACCUAGGAUGGCGAGUGCGGCGCCGGCCAGGAAGCCGUACCGUAAGGCUCCACCGCAGCACCGCGAGUCACGCCACGCCCUGCCCACUGCUCCGCCGCCACCUGCACCGCAGCCCGACAUCAAUCAGGUAAUCAAACACACUUUAAAGACACCUCCACACCCCCCGCAGCACCUUGCCCGUCAGCGGCUGUCUGGCGAUGGGAUGAGGCCUGGCGUCCCAACCCCGCCGCCGCCACUCUCAGACAGCGAGCUGGAGGUUUCCAGCCUUUCCAGCCUGGAGCUCUGCACCCCGCCGCCGCUCUUCAGAGGACAUAUCCACCAACCCAGCUCAGCGAGAACCGCGGUGGCGGGCAUGACUGCAUCCGGUCACGAUGCCAGGAUUCCUCACGGAAAGCCGCGACCUCAGCGCGGCACGAGUCCUCGCAAUGUCAAGACCUCCAUUAACACAGGAAACCAGGCUUUCCUGGGACAUGGAAGCUCCGCCCCAGCCCCGAAACAGGCAGUGAGCUGCAACCCUCGAGGAAGACAUCACAUUUACUGCACGAACGCCGCUGGCCGGACGCGGACCGCCAGCGCUCCUCGGAGCAUCCUGAAGCAGCCGACUUCACUGGGUGUGGAGCCCGUUGACAUUAUCAGGAAGUCAAAGUCGGUGGAGAUGCUAGAUGACGGCAGAGGGCGGAGCAGCGCCAGCCGGUGCCCUCCGACCCCUUCUCUGGACCGGGUGGAGCAGCAGGGGCUGACCUGGCGGCGGUCCUCGUCCCUGCCCUCCCCCGUCAGGACUGACUGGAACUGGAGGAUGCAGGCGCUGCAGGAGAAGGUCCGCUUCUCUAACUUCUUGGAUGAGAUCACCUGUCGGGUCCUUAGCCCCGCCCGCCUAACACUGCUCGGCAGGUCGGCUUCUAAAGAGUAUAUAAGCCCCGCCUCCCAGCGCCGCCACCCCGCCUACAGAAACCAGCAGGUGGAGGGGUCUUCUGCAGACCGGACUCGACGCUGGGACAACUGGGUGGCAGCGCUGCAGCGGCCCGGAGGCACGCAAGAGGAGGGGGCGGUGCGGGAGACGGCGAAGCAGCAGCAAGGGUAUGGAGAGUGGGCGGGGACUAAACGGCAGGUGAAAAGAGGAGUUAAGGUGGACAAACGUCCUCUCUCUAAUCUGUCACUGCUGUCACACAUCAAGGAGGCGUUGUCGGACUCGGACAGGAUCAGAAUCCUUCAGCAGCAGAAUGAGGACCUGCGGCGCCGCCUCUCUCUCACCACCCACAAGAUGGAGGCCAUGGAGGCGGAGUUUGACAGCAGCCGCCACUACAUGGAGGCGGAGCUUAGCCGGACUCGAGACGACCUGGACAAGAUGAGAGACAAGUUCCGCAGACUCCAGAACAGUUACACAGCGUCUCAGAGAGCCAAUCAGGAUCUGGAGGAGAAACUUCACGCUCUGGCUGCUGUCAGUCAGACAUGGGUUCAUGCACUGCGGAAGGUGGAGAGGGACAAGAAGACGAUGGACCAGGAGAUCGUGCAGCUCACCAACAAACUGCUGGAGGCUAAAAACACCAUCGACCAUCUGGAGGAGCUCAACGAGCGUUACAGGCAGGACUGUAAUUUGGCCGUUCAGCUGCUCAAGUGCAACAAGUCGCACUUCAGGAACCACAAAUUUGCUGAUCUGCCCUCAGAGCUUCAGGACAUGCUGAACAAACACAUGAAGAGCAGUCUCCCGGAGCGAGGCCCCGCCCCUGGCUCUCAGGACCCAGACACGCUCAGUUUGACGCCCGCCGACGUCGUGCCGACCUCGGUCAUCGCCCGUGUCCUGGAGAAACCCGAGCCGCUGGUCCUGAACUCUGCCCAGUCCAGCAGCUGCGGCCGGCCCGUCGCCGAAGACGUCUUCGUGCACGUGGACAUGACGGGCCCCGGGGGGUCCGAGGGGCGAGGCCGGGAGAACGGCGCCGGUCAGGAGGCGUCGCAGCAGAACGGCUCGUGUCGCAGUCAGAGCAGCUUGGAUGAAGAGGCGGGUGGAGCUCCAUCUUUCGAGAAGCUGAACCCGUACCCGGCGCCACCUCCACCCCACCCCCUCUACCCUGGGCGCAAGGUCAUCGAGUUCUCGUCGGACGACAAAGUGAAGAUCCCGAAAAACUCGCCGCUGCCCAACUGCACAUACGCCACGAGGCAGGCCAUCUCGCUGAGCCUCGUGCAGAAUGACGACGAGCGGUUGGCCCCUGGCAGCCCCGCCCCCUCCUCCUCCUCUGGAGCCCAACAGCGCACGCCACCAUCACAGAGAGACGCCCCCAGCGAGCCGCUGUCCAGCCAGUCCAGCCCGUUCAGCAGCCCGCCUCAGGCACCCAGCGUCCUUGCGAGCUCUGGCAGCUCUGAGGAAGACCUGCUCGCCAACUGGCAGCGGAUGUUCGUGGAGAAGAUGGCGCCGUCCAGCGACGGCACGCUGCUGCACCGCACGUCCUUCAGUAGCCAGACGGCUCAGGAGCUGCAGAGGAGGAGGCAGGUGGCGGUGGGAGUGGCCUCCUCCUCAGACCGGCACAGGGCGGCGUACUCUGACGGCGAGGAGGGCUCGUCGGCACGCAGCUGGACACCGAGCCGCGGCUCCAGCCUCGACACCGACACCGACACCGAGCAGCGGGUGGGGAGGCGGGGCUGUUACGGCGGCAGGGACUGUUCGGAGGAGGAGGGAGAGCAGCUGCUGAUGAACCUGGAUGAUGACGGCGGGAGCGGGGACACUGCAGUCACCGUGGUGACCAGCCCCGGCGACGCCCACAGGAAGCUGGAGGAGGAGGGCGAGAGCUCAGGGGAGGAGAGAGACAUCCUGCCCCACGAACUGCCCGUCAUCUCAACCCGUCUGAUGGACUUGGACCCCGCCCUCGGCGCCAUCGCGCUGCAUCGGCCCCAGAAGAGCCCGAAGAGGAUGGGCGUGCACCACCUGCACCGGAAAGACAGCCUGACCCGCGCCCAGGAGCAAGGCACGCUGCUGGACUGAUGCUCGCUCGCACUGUGCUCCGCUGACCUGACGCCGAGGUCAGAGGUCACACCCAUCCAGGAUAUAGCCAUACUCUACCGUAUGCCGAGCUUGCCGCCCGACCCGGGUGUGCGCGUGAGACACGAAUCACUGUCCACAUACUUUUGGUCUGAUGACGUGUCGAGAGUGGUGAUGAUGUAGCAGAGAGGAGACAGAAGUAUGUGGACACGUCAAUCGUAACGCUCGGCAAACCGUGUGUGCGUGCGCGUGUGCCGGCGUCACUAACUGCGUCCACACAAAUCUGUGAUUUCUGUUUUCGUACCCGAAUCCGUGCGUGCGGUCAGAGAACGCCGCAGCGUCCACGUCACAUGUUCAGCACUCAGCCUGACGGUCACUUUGUUUGUUUACGUUUGAACCGUGGUCGCUCCCGUGGAAACACUGUGGAAAGCUCCGCCUCUUCUGGCCUCCUCGGACACUAUUAUUCAAGUUUCUUUUUCUUCGCCUCAGACACGUAAGCGUGUGUCCUUGGAUAGAGAAAUGGGGGCGGGGCCAUAUGUGGAUAGUAUGCUAAUUAUAUUGCAAUUGCGCAGGGCUGGUUAACGGAAUCCAGCUGUAAUAUGGCGCCGUUUAAGAACGUUUCCGUGCAAAUAUUGGUGAAUGAGGCCAAUAGAGUUCUGAUCAGCUGAUUAUCAAUCAAUCAUCAGAUAAUGUCCAUCCGUGUGUGGACAGCCUAAACUGAAGUUUGACGUUUCUGCGAAUUUGGAAAAGAAAUACUUUUGACUGUUUGGU